AUGGGUGAUUUCAACACCGAGGCCUUUACCUUGUUGGCCCUGUCUAUUUUCAUCAUCGGCCUCAGAACUUGUGCAAGAUGGAUUAUGGUUGGCCCUAAAAAUUUCCAAGCCGAUGAUUAUCUGAUGUUAGUUGCAUGCGUGGUUUAUGGACUUGAAACUGGCGCCGCUUACAUGGUCGGCGCCUGGUUCAUGGGCCUUGCCAAUAAUUCAAUGACAGAUGAACAGCGGAAGACCCUGUCCCCCGAUUCGGAAGAAUACCGUCUUCGUGUGGGUGGCUCCAAGGUUCAAGUGGCCGGUUGGUCGCUAUAUACCGCUUUAUUAUGGCUUCUCAAGACUUGUAUGGCCUUUUUCUACUCUCGAUUGACUGCAGGGUUGAUCAAUAUGCGAAUUCGCAUCCACAUUGCCUUUGGCUUCAUCGCCGUCACCUAUAUUACUACUAUCUGUUCGAUUCUUCUUGGGUGCCGCCCGCUUCACAAAAAUUGGCAAAUAAACCCCGACCCCGGAAACUUUUGCCAGCCCGCUGUAUCAAAAAUUGACGUCUAUGUGACAGUCGUUUUAAAUGUGGCGACCGACCUCUAUCUCAUUAGCAUUCCAGCACCAAUGCUCUUCAAAGCUCGAUUAAAAUGGCGGGAGAAACUCGAGCUUGUCAUCCUCUUCAGUGGUGGUCUAUUUGUCAUGAUGGCCGGUAUACUGCGUUGCGUUCUCAUCUUGACAGCUGGUGCAAAUGGUGCCCAACAAGCCGGCAGCUGGGCCUGCCGAGAAACAUUCGUCGCCGUGGUCAUCGGAAAUGUCCCGAUGAUCUAUCCACUGUUCCGUCGUGUUGCUCGACGCGCUGGAUUAUACAUCACUUCAAGAAGUGGCUCGGAGAGCUACCCAGCGUACCCACUCUCUGGUGAAAACGCAGAUGGAGAAUACGGAAGACGCCGACGCAAGUUCCAUCAUCCUCUGAGUAUACCGGAAACCCAAUGGAACACUACUAUGAGCGACGAACAGAUGAUCCUACCUACUUCCCGACAAGAGCCGCCUACGUGCACUGCUGGGGAAAGAGAUUGGGACGCCAAUAGCCAGGGCAGUCAAGGGAUCAAGGUUGUUCAUGAGACAAUCGUUCAUAGCGCUGAAAAGACUCCUCGGCGAUAA
Penicillium brevicompactum is the source of this 1137-nucleotide messenger RNA. RefSeq lists its product as uncharacterized. The transcript has 6 exons. Bases 1 to 1137 code for a protein of 378 amino acids. The record is from RefSeq and is a predicted model, not a curated record. NCBI's taxonomy places the organism in Eukaryota, Fungi, Ascomycota, Eurotiomycetes, Eurotiales, Aspergillaceae.